Peromyscus leucopus (white-footed mouse) is the source of this 2862-nucleotide messenger RNA. RefSeq names its product villin like (gene Vill). The record is from RefSeq and is a predicted model, not a curated record. Gene Ontology annotation, biological process: actin filament severing; barbed-end actin filament capping; actin polymerization or depolymerization. The transcript is spliced from 20 exons. Gene Ontology annotation, molecular function: phosphatidylinositol-4,5-bisphosphate binding; actin filament binding. Gene Ontology annotation, cellular component: actin cytoskeleton; cytoplasm. Bases 199 to 2787 code for a protein of 862 amino acids. Lineage: Eukaryota; Metazoa; Chordata; Mammalia; Rodentia; Cricetidae.
AGCAGAGAGCCUGCACAGCAGGUUAGAGCCCCUGGGGGAGGGGCGAAGAAGGGAGCCAGUGCAGGAGAGGAAGGAACCCUGGGAAGGUGUUUUGAAGAGCAUUAGGUGGUGGGAAAACUCGUGCUUGGAGCCUGUAACGAAGGUAGCCAGAGGUUGGCCUCCAACAUUUGCAUCCUCAUCAUUCUUGACUAGCCUGGGAUGGACACCAACCAAGACGUCGCAGCCAUCGACAGUCACAGAGCCCUCCAAAUAUGGAUUACUGAGAACCUAAAGAUGCUGCCACUGCCUGAAAGGGCUCAUGGGAAUUUCUUCGAGGAAUGCUGUUAUGUCAUCCUCCACGUCCCUCAGAGCCCAAAGGCUACCCGGGGAGGGUCCGGCGACCUGCACUACUGGAUCGGCAAGGAGGCCAGCGCAGAGAGUCAGGGGGCUGCAGUCACCUUCCUGCAGCGCCUACAGGAGGCUCUAGGAGAUGGGACGGUGCUGCACCGAGAGUCUCAGGGCCAUGAGUCCGACUGCUUCCACAGCUAUUUCCGCCCCGGAGUCAUCUACAGGAAGGGAGGCCAAGCCUCUGCUCUCAAGCAUGUGGGGACCAACAUGUACAACGUCCAGCGACUGCUACACAUCAGGGGAAGGAAGCAUGUGUCUGCCACUGAGGUGGCCUUGUCCUGGAACAGCUUUAAUAAGGGGGGCAUCUUCCUGUUGGACCUGGGCAAGGUGCUGAUCCAAUGGAACGGACCUAAAACCUGCAUUUCUGAGAAAUCACGGGCGCUGACCCUGACUUGCAGCCUCAGGGAUAGGGAGCGUGGUGGCCGUGCCCAGAUUGGUGUGGUAGAUGAUGAGAAGAAAGCCACAGACCUCAUGCACAUCAUGGAGGCCGUGCUGGGCUGCAGGAAAGGCAGCCUGAGUGCUUCCGCGCCCAUCAGCAGUGUUAGCCAGCAGCAGAAGGCCAACGUCCGUCUCUACCAUGUCUGCGAGAAGGGAACAGACCUGGUGGUCCAGGAAUUGGCCACCCGACCACUGACCCAGGACCUCCUGAAAGAGGAAGGCUGCUAUCUCCUGGACCAGGGUGGCUUCAAGAUCUACAUGUGGCAGGGACGAAAGUCCAGCCCCCAGGACAAGAAGGCUGCAUUCAACAGGGCUGUGGGUUUCAUCCAGGCCAAAGGCUACCCAAACUACACCAAUGUGGAGGUGGUGAAUGAAGGUGCAGAGUCCACAGCCUUCCAGCAGCUGUUCCAGAUGUGGUCGGAGGAGCGAGAUGGGAAAAAACAUAAAGGGAAGACUCCCCAUGCAGAUAAGCUGAUGCAGGCAAAGCCGGACAUGGGCAAGCUGCACACCCAGCCUGAGCUAGCGGCCCAGCUCAGAAUGGUGGAUGACGGCUCUGGGAAGGUGGAGGUGUGGUGCAUCCAGGACUUACAAAGGCAGCCUGUGGACCCCAGGCACCAUGGACAGUUGUGCUCAGGAAACUGCUACCUUGCCCUCUACACCUACCAGAAACUUGGCCGUGUCCGGUACAUCUUGUACCUAUGGCAGGGCCACCAGACCACCAUAGAAGACACCAACGCCCUGAACCUCAAUGCUGAGGAGUUGGACCUCAUGUACCAGGGAGCGCUGGUGCAGGAACAUGUGACCAUGGGCAGAGAGCCCCCCCACUUCCUAGCCAUCUUCCAGGGGCAGCUGGUGGUCUUCCAGGGGUGUGCAGGCAACAGAGGAGAGAGACCGCCGACAUCCAGCCCGAGGCUGUUCCACGUGCAAGGGACCGACAGCCACAACACCAGAACCAUGGAGGUGCAAGCCCGUGCCUCCUCCCUCAUCUCCAGCGACAUCUUCUUUCUGGUCACAGCUGACAUCUGCUACCUCUGGUUUGGAAAGAGCUGCAGCGGGGACCAGCGUGAGAGGGCACGGGUGGUGGCCGCUGUCUUCCCAGGAAAUGACAUGGAAACGGUGCUGGAGGGUCAGGAGCCGCCCGACUUCUGGGAAGCCCUCGGGGGCCGGGCUCCCUACCCCAGCAACAAGAGGCUUCCAGAGGUCUCCGGCAUCCAGCCUCGACUGUUUGAGUGUUCCAGCCCCUCAGGCUGCCUGGUCCUCACGGAAGUGGUGUUCUUUGGCCAAGAGGAUUUGGACAAGUAUGAUGUCAUGUUACUAGACACCUGUCAGGAGAUCUUCCUGUGGCUUGGGGAAGCUGCAGGUGGGUGGAAGGAGGCUGUGGCCUGGGGCCACGAGUACCUGAGGACUCAUCCAGCGGGGAGGAGCCUGGACACACCCAUCGCGCUGGUCAAGCAGGGCUAUGAGCCUGCCACCUUCACCAGGUGGUUUGCCAGCUGGGACCCCUACAAGUGGACGAACAACCAGUCUUAUGAGGAGGUGGUGGAGGGAAGCCUGCGACCAGGGGCCGCCAUCUCUGAGAUAACAGCAGAAGUACAUAACUUCCAGCUAACUCGACGGCCGAGUGAUAACAAGGCAGGUCCCUCAACCCUACCGGCCUCCAAGGGUUCCCAGGAUUGCCUGGAGAAAGAUCUGGAGCUGGGCCUCAGCGCUGAUGGCAAGGACCCCAGUAUAAGCAGUUCCACCGGCAGCUGCUGUAGCUCAGUGGCCAAUGGGAGCCUGCCCCGGGAAAGGCUGAUGCACCAGGCUGUGGAGGACCUGCCACAGGGUGUGGACCCUGCCCGCAAGGAGUUCUAUCUCUCAGACUCUGACUUCCAAGACAUCUUUGGGAAAUCCAAGGAGGAGUUCUACAGCAUGGCCAAGUGGAAGCAGCAGCAAGAGAAAAAGAAGCUGGGCUUCUUCUGAGCUGGGGCACCCUGCUCGUCACCCCGAGUCUCCUCCUGGAAUACCCACCCCCCAAUAAAAGCCAGUGGUGUGUAA